Molecule: messenger RNA, 1203 nt
Organism: Fusarium vanettenii 77-13-4
Lineage: Eukaryota; Fungi; Ascomycota; Sordariomycetes; Hypocreales; Nectriaceae
Exons: 2
Coding region: 1-1203 (400 amino acids)
Molecular function (GO): hydrolase activity, acting on carbon-nitrogen (but not peptide) bonds
Source: RefSeq, a predicted model, not a curated record
AUGAAAUCGCUGUCCCCCCAAUUCAUCAAGCCCUGGCUUCCCAAGUCAUCCCCUCCACUAUAUGUCUUCAAGAACGCCACCAUUAUCGACCCUGUCACCGGCACCUCUACUCCAUCCCAACACAUCUUCCUUCAAAAUGACAUAAUUGCGGCCAUUACUUCAGACGAUACAACACUCCCGGCAGAAGCCUCGGAGGCUACCAUCACCGAUGUUGCUGGCAAAUAUAUUUGUCCUGGUCUCAUCGACGCCCACGUCCACAUCGCCGCUGCACCAGGUGACUCGGAUUUCUCCAAGGUCAUGUCCACACCGGAGCAUGUUUCUAUGCUCCGCAUGACCUACAUCUGUCGCGACAUUCUCGCCCGCGGCUUCACCACUGUCCGCGACUGUGGCGGCGCCCCGUAUGCCCUGAAGCUUUACAUCAGUGGUCAUGCAUUGAGCCAGACAGGUGGCCAUGGUGAUUUCAGAAGCUGCCAUGACCAUUCACACUGUGUAUCCGGGUUUGUCUCCGGACUUGGAAGAGUCUGCGACGGUGUAUCGGCCUGUCUGGCUACAGCGAGAGACGAGAUACGUCGAGGAGCAGACUUUAUAAAGAUCAUGGGCAGUGGCGGAGUCGUCAGUCCAACCGACAGACUCGAGGGCAAACAGUUCAGUCCAGAAGAAAUCCGAGCAGUAGUUCUAGCUGCAUCGAAUCACGGGACGUACGUGACAUGCCAUGCUUAUUCGCCUGAUUCCAUUCGCAUCGCCAUCGAAAACGGCGUCAAGGGCAUUGAGCACGGCAAUCUCAUCGAUGAGCCAACAGCCAAGCUCAUGGCGGAGAAAGGAUGCUUUCUCACUCCAACGCUCGUCACAUAUCAAACCCUAGCGGACCCAGCAUUGCCUCAAUUCUUGAACGAGGAUUCGCAGGCAAAGAACAAAAAAGUCCUCACCAUGGGAAUCGACGCCCUCAAGGUUGCCAAGAAGGCAGGUCUCACACUUUGCUACGGGAGUGAUCUUCUUGGACCGCUUGGGAGAUAUCAAACCCGGGAGUUUAGCAUCCGUUCAGAAGCUCUGAGCAAUCUUGACAUUCUUCAAAGCGCAACUGUGAAUCCUGCAAGGAUGAUUGGCGAAGCAAACACCUUGGGCCAGGUCAAGACGGGGUUCAAGGCGGACUUGUUGAUUCUAAAUAGCGAUCCACUAGAUGACAUUACGGUGUUUGAGCGUUAG